CCACACAUGAUCUCAAGURAGAAAGUACUGUAGGACAAAGAAAGGAAAGACUGUACCGUCCUAUUGACUUCACCAUGGACAAUAAACAAUUUCGUGAAUAUGGGAAGGAAUUAAUCGACUUUAUAGGAGAUUAUUUUGAGAAUAUCGAGCAGAGUUCUAUCAAACCCGAUGUCAAGCCUGGAUUUYUAUUGAAUAAGCUGCCAUCAUCAGCUCCAAGCCAAGGWGAACAGUUUCAGGAGAUUCUUGCCGACUACCAAGAGCACGUCAUGCCAGGGAUCUUGGGCUGGAAUAACCCAAAUUUUCACGCAUACUUCCCUGCAAGUAUUUCAUACCCUUCUAUUCUUGGUGAACUAUUAGCAGCAGCUACUGGGGGAGUUGGAUUUGAGUGGUCAGUAAAUCCUUCGUAUACAGAACUUGAGAUCGUUGUAACAGAAUGGUUAGGCAAACUCCUGAAUCUCCCAAAACAGUUUAUUGCGACAGACCCAAGUCAAGGCCAAAACGGAAAAUGGGGCGGUGGUGUUAUCCAGAGUACGGCUAGUGAAAGUGUUGUCGUAGCUAUGUUAGCAGCAAGAAAGCGUGCCCUUGAUCGUCUUAAAGAGAAAAGUCCGGAUGAGUGUGAUUCAGUGCUGAUGGGAAAACUUGUCGCAUACUCUUCAGUUGUAUCCCAUUCAUCCAUCAUGAAAGCUAAGCUUGUAUGCGCUACUAAAAUACAUCUGAUUGAAACUGAUGAUCAAGGAGUGAUAGACGUUGAAUUGCUGAUAAAAACAAUCAAGGAGGAUGUCCAAUCCGGUCUUAUUCCGUUUUUUUUCGCUGACUCAUUCAAUCUCAACGCUCAUAAACUGAUGUUGACAAACUUUGAUUGCUCACCGUUCUGGGUUAAGGAUCGCAAUGCUCUUAUGAACGCGUUAAGUGUCGAAGGUUCUUACUUCAAGGAUGAUGACACAGGCGUUGUCACCGACUUUAGGAAAUGGCAGAUACCGCUGGGUAGGCGAUUCAGGGCGCUAAAGCUAUGGUUUGUGUUACGUACUUAUGGUAUGGAAGGAGUUCAGCGUCAUGUCAGAGAGCACAUCGAGCGCACCAAACUGUUUGAAACUUUAAUAGCUCAAGACGUUCGUUUCGAGUUCUGGCCAAGAAAACCUAACUUGGGUUUGGUAUGUUUUAGGAUAAAGGGUGCAGAUGAACUGACCAAAUCAUUGUCAGAAAACAUCAACGCUGGUGGACAAAUUGCCUUGUCAGCUAUGCAAUUUAAAAAGAAAAUAAUCAUCCGUUUCCAUGGUGGCCUUGGCAACGAUAGUCACGUGCAUAACGCUUGGAAUGUCAUCAAGAAUGAAACGGAUAAAUUAUUAAAACAAAAUAUGAAUUAGUUCGCUGUGGGAAAAUAGGAUAAUUUUAUUAUCUAAAGAAUAUGCGUUCAUUUUAAGUUGUCUUGAAUUAAGAAUGUGUUGAUAUAGUAAAGAACACGACAAAAUUGAAGAUAUACAUACACCCAGAUUUGCUAAGUAAAGGCUCCUUACAUAAAAUUCUCUUUACAGUCAUUUGUAAGCAAUAACGUUCCUCUUCAGAAUUAUUAAUAUGAUUAAUGAGUUCAUUAAAAAACAUUA
Exaiptasia diaphana is the source of this 1601-nucleotide messenger RNA. Its product is annotated as aromatic-L-amino-acid decarboxylase. Gene Ontology annotation, molecular function: pyridoxal phosphate binding; carboxy-lyase activity. Gene Ontology annotation, biological process: amino acid metabolic process. The record is from RefSeq and is a predicted model, not a curated record. NCBI's taxonomy places the organism in Eukaryota, Metazoa, Cnidaria, Anthozoa, Actiniaria, Aiptasiidae. The coding region runs from base 75 to 1364 and encodes 429 amino acids. The transcript is spliced from 13 exons.